UUUUCUAAUCUCUCAUUCCAAGACUUUUUCUUGAUUCAUUUCCAUUUUUCCUUUCAAUCUCUUACAACUUCACUACCAAGGAGACCAAACCCUUUAAGCUUCUCACUCCUUUCUCUCGAUCUCUCUCACUCUUUCUCACACAACUCACUAUGUCAGGUGGAGUUGGUCCAACUGCAGACAUUAGCCUUCCCAAAGAACAAGAACAUGAGUUCAAAGAACACCAUGACCCAAUUUCGUCCUCAAAACUCAGCCCUAAAACUUCAAAGAGCCAAACCCCACACACCACCACUAACCGAAAACCAGGUUUGUUCUCCUUCCGGCAGCUCAAUGCCCUCGCCGUCAUCAUUGUCCUCUCAGCCAGUGGCAUGGUAAGCCCUCAAGACCUGGCCUUUGUUCUCUUCUCCAUUGCCUACAUGUACUUCAUCUCAAAAGUUGCUUUCCCCAUGCAAUCUUCCACUAAAGACCCUCCAGUCUUCAGCCCCCAAAACAAGAUCCUACGCCUCUAUGUCCUCUUGGGUGCCAUCAUAGGCCUAGUACUCCCCAUAGCUUACAUCUUCGAGGGCAUUUUCGAGGGUGACAAGCAAGGAAUCAGCGCAGCCUCGCCACAUGUUUUCCUUCUUGCAAGUCAAGUUUUCAUGGAAGGGUUGGCUUUCACCGACAGGUUUUCGAUCCCAAUACGCGUUUUCGUGCCGGUUUUUUACAACUCCAGGAGAAUUUUCACCAUUGUGGAGUGGCUUACAAGUGAGUUUUCAAAAGGGUAUGAAGAGUAUGGUGGAUCUGCUAAGAGAUUAUACCUUGGCAGAGUUCUUGCUAUUGCUAAUAUGGCUUUUUGGUGCUUCAAUCUUUUUGGGUUCUUAUUGCCAGUAUAUCUACCUAGAGCUUUCAAGAAAUAUUACUCUACGCAUAAGGUGAAAGAAUAUUGAAAUGUUUAAGGCCAUACCUUUUUGUUUUUGUUUAUCAAUCUCAGUCGUGUAAGCAAAGAAAUGAAUAAAAGAUCUUUAUAGGAUUUGGGUUUU
Messenger RNA from Rosa chinensis, 1016 nucleotides. RefSeq lists its product as uncharacterized. The transcript has a single exon. NCBI's taxonomy places the organism in Eukaryota, Viridiplantae, Streptophyta, Magnoliopsida, Rosales, Rosaceae. The coding region runs from base 150 to 923 and encodes 257 amino acids. The record is from RefSeq and is a predicted model, not a curated record.